AUGGCUUACAAGCGCCGCAGGCUAGGUUCUGGUCUUGGUCCUGGGUCUGGUUCUGGUUCUGAUUCUGCCUCCCAAACCCCCGUAUCCUCGCGCCCUCAAACGUUCUCUCGGAUGAGCUCUGUUCCUCGAAGCAUUGUGCCAUCACAAUCGUCCCCUUCUCUUCCACCAAAUCCCCAUCAAGAAAGGCCGUCUUUUCGGCCGGCUCGUUCACGUGUGUCAUUGCCCUCGUCUUCCCGGGCUGGAAAUUCCCUAUCUCGAGCUCCAGAUUCUCCUCGAGCUGCAUAUGAAGAAACGGAUGCCGAGAUCCAGCAACGAGAGGGUGCCGACUCUAUGAACGAGGUCAUUAUGGCCAUCGACAUGAAGGGCGGUACCAUCGGAUGCUCUUACUAUAUCGCUAGAGAGGAGAAGUUGUGCAUGAUGCAAGACAUCAAGUAUGGUGGCCUAGAUAUCGUCGAUACCUUAAAGCUCCAUGCCCAGCCUACACGAAUUCUAAUCAGCACUCGCUCCGAGGAGAAGUUAGAAGAGCAUCUUGGCAAGGAUGCACGUGGGAUAGAUCGUGGAGAUGAAGCAAACGAUGUGUUUGGCUCGUACGUCCUUGAUUCCCAGCAAUCUACCGACUUCAAGUUUGGUUCGGCAAAGAAUAAGCUUGUGAGCCUCGAAUUGGGCGUAGACGAGACUCCCAAAAUUGUCUUCGCAGUCCCGGGAGAUGACAUGACAGGAGAGGCUAUUCGUGGAGAGCAUAGCAGCACCGGUCACCAAGGACGGCUCAUGAGACUUGCAGGAUGGAUAGAUCUUGACAGUUGCCUUACGGUCGGCUGCGCUGGCGCUUUAUUGAGUUAUAUAUCCCGAAGAAAGAAUAUUGAUUACCUGCCAAAUGAUGAAGCGGCAUUGGUGGCCUUUCGAAUUCGUACGGUUGAAAUGUUUACCCUUUCCGACCAGAUGUUCAUCAACGCCGAUACCCUGGCAUCUCUUCAGAUCAUACAGUCAGAAAAUCAUCCGAACUCGCACAAGUCCUCAUCCGGAGCGAAAGAGAGCUUGUCUGUGUUUGGACUCUUUGUUCACCUCGCCCAUACCCCACAAGGCAGGCAGAGGCUCCGGCAGAUAUUCAUGCGGCCAAGUAUGAGUUUGACAGUGAUUGAAGAGCGGCUGGAUACACUCAAGAUUCUUCUUCGGCCAGAAAACUCAUCUUCGCUAGAAAACGUCGGCAGGAGUUUGAAGCAUAUCAAAGACAUCAGAUCAGUGGUGAUCCAUCUACAGAAAGGUAUCAAUGAUAUGGGAAAAGGCAAUAGUAUAUUCAGAGGUGUUUGGGCUAAUAUUCGGAACUUCACCUUUCACACCUUGAAGAUCCUAGAGACCAUCCGUGAAAUAUACGAUGGCCGUUCGCUGGCCAUCUCAAACAAGCUCCUCGCGGAGAUUCAACCUCUGAAGAUCCAAGAUAUCGGCCAGAUGAUCACUGAAGUUGUCGAUUUUGAACGAUCAGCAGAACAGCAUCGAGCAGCAGUCUUGCAAGGAGUCGAUGCGGAACUAGACAAUCUCAAAAAAACGUACGAUGGCUUAGACAGUCUCCUUACCGAAGCCGCCAGACAUCUUUCGAACGAUGUGCCAGAGUGGGCCGCUCAGUAUGUUGAAAACUGUAUAUUCUUUCCACAACUCGGCUUUCUUACAGUCGUUUUUCUUGAUGCGGAAACUGGCAGAGGAAAAUAUGAGGGCGAAGGAAUGGAAAACGACGUAUGGGCCAAAAUUUUCAGCACGAAUGAUAUGGGGUACUACAAGAACGCCCGAAUGAAGGAGAUGGAUACAUAUUUUGGUGAUUUGUAUGGUAUGAUCUGUGACAAGGAAAUCGAAAUUGUUCACAGAUUGGCUGUCAAGGUCCUAGAACAUCAGAACCUACUCAUCUUAGCUUCAGACCUGUUAGGGGAACUUGAUAGCCUCGUUGCCCUGGCUUCGGGAGCCCGCAAAUACAAUUACAGCCCACCACGCAUGACGAGCGCCAAUGUAAUCCAGAUUGAGGGUGGCCGCCAUCCACUGCAGGAAUUGACCGUCCCAGCAUAUAUUGUAAAUGACUGUCUUCUUUCAGGUGGGAGUGGUAAUGAAGAAGAUAUCGAAGGCCAAAUGCUGCCAUCACAUCAGGGUUCGGCCAGCGUCCAGGGUGAUGUGGAAGUCCCAAGCAUGCUCAUCAUGACGGGCCCAAAUUAUUCGGGCAAGUCGGUGUAUCUGAAACAGAAUGCGUUAAUCGUUUAUAUGGCGCAUAUUGGGAGCUUUGUGCCGGCUGAACGAGCAACGAUCGGAUUGACAGACAAAAUUCUGACUAGAAUUGCGACCCGCGAGAGCGUCUCGAAGAACCAGAGCGCCUUCAUGAUUGAUCUUCAACAGAUAGCCCUGGCCACGACGCUUGCAACACACCGAAGUCUCGUAGUCAUCGACGAGUUUGGCAAAGGCACCAACUCCCAUGAUGGCGCGGGACUUUCGUGCGGCAUCUUAGAAUUCUUCCUCGAUCUACAACAUCAUCGGCCAAAGGUACUAGCCGCAACCCACUUCCACGAAAUCUUCGAAAAUGGAUUUCUUGAGGAAAGACCUGAGCUGUCGUUUGGUCACAUGGAGAUUCGUGUGGACUCUGAUGCACAUUUGGUAGAAGAUCAAAUCACAUAUUUGUACAAUUGUGUGGCAGGCCGCAGCAAUUCGAGUUUCGGUACCUGUUGUGCCGCGAUGAAUGGCAUCAAUUCAGCAAUAGUUGAGAGGGCCGAUGAGCUCAUCCUUCUAGCAGCGAGAGGUGAGGAUCUAGUCACUGUCUGCUCAAAACUCCCGGGCAAUGAAGCGAAAGAUCUGGAGGACGCGGAACAGAUAGGAAGACAAUUCCUCGAGCAAGAUUUCCCUAAGCCAGACGGCAAGGAUUACUCAGAAUUCGACGUUCGAACUACCCUGCAAAACAUUCUCGCAGUUGCUUCAACAUGA
This is a messenger RNA of Lachnellula hyalina, 2952 nucleotides long. It is a transcript of the gene Msh5, whose product is annotated as MutS-like protein. The record is from RefSeq and is a predicted model, not a curated record. Gene Ontology annotation, biological process: mismatch repair; chiasma assembly. Bases 1 to 2952 code for a protein of 983 amino acids. NCBI's taxonomy places the organism in Eukaryota, Fungi, Ascomycota, Leotiomycetes, Helotiales, Lachnaceae. Gene Ontology annotation, molecular function: ATP binding; mismatched DNA binding; ATP-dependent DNA damage sensor activity. The transcript is spliced from 5 exons. Gene Ontology annotation, cellular component: nucleus.